Molecule: messenger RNA, 3643 nt
Organism: Aedes aegypti (yellow fever mosquito)
Lineage: Eukaryota; Metazoa; Arthropoda; Insecta; Diptera; Culicidae
Product: CUE domain-containing protein 1
Exons: 3
Coding region: 409-1227 (272 amino acids)
Molecular function (GO): ubiquitin binding
Source: RefSeq, a predicted model, not a curated record
AACUGUCACUUGUGCAAAACGCAAAACAAAAAUAAUCAAGAGUCAUUACAUAGUUCAAGCAGAACUGAGAAAAUUUUCCCCAACAUCUUCUAUUCCUGAUAAGGGUUCUAGUGGUUCCUUAAAAUGGUUCUCGGGGAUGUCGAAAGAUGUCCCGCUUGAAAAUAUGAACUAAGAAGUUAAAAAUCGAACCAUCGAGUUAGGGGUAUUGACGAAUCAAAAUUUUUGUUUGUUGUGCUCGUUCGUACAAGUGGAAGAAGAAAUCGAAACCCUUACAGUGUUUUGAGAGUGGAACACCUUAAGAAGAAACCUUAUUAAAUAAAUUUGCCAAUCCCAUAACCAAAUUACCUUCGCCGGGGGUGACAUUGACGCUAAUUGGUUGAGGAGAACCCGAAGAGAGGGCGAAGAGCGAUGGCAUCGACGAUGCAGUUGGAGUUUGCCCAGGCUAUGGCUGAUUUUAAAAAUAUGUUCCCGGAUAUGGAUAGGGAUGUGAUAGAGGCGGUGCUGCGCGCCAAUCAGGGUGCAGUCGAUGCAACAAUAGACCAGCUACUGGCCAUGAGCACCGAUAAUCAGAAUGAGAAACUCCGUCAGGAGUUGGAUGACGAUACCGGAAGGACACCCGCGCCAAACGAUACAUUAAUUCUUCCUCAUGGAAAGGUGACGGACGAAAGUGGCAACGAAAGGGAUUGUGUGUUUAUAAUUAGAAAUGCGUCACUUAUGGGAGCUUCACCCAAAAUCAAAAAGUCUCCGGGCAGUACGAGUGCCACCAACAGUCCCCGGGCCGUCAUCGGUGGCAACGCUAAAGAUGGCGAAAAAUCUUGUACUCACGUGAAAUGGAAUCCUCCAUUGCUGGGACCACUGCCGCCCACCUUCUUGCGAUUGCAUGGGUGUGGCGAGGGAUCCCGGAACACGGAGUUUGACCUCGGCGAUGAACAGUUUGCGAUAAUGCUGCAGAAUGAGGAGUUCAUGCAAGAGCUGAGAUGGAACCAGGAGUUCCUGUCGGCGCUGGAGAAGGACCACCAGGGCAAGGUUUCGGACGAUGCCGCCUUCAAGGAACGACUGCGCAACAUGGGUAAGAUUUCCCGGAAAAAGUUUGCCCAACUGGCGAGGGUGUUCACUUGGCAGCGGGGUGGCACCAAGAAGGCCAGUGCCGUCAGACACCCGGAUUCGUUGCUACUGCAGGAAGAACACAGCGACGAUGAUGAACCGAAAAAGGCCGCCAAAAAGUAAGUCCGCUUUUUCCGAAUUCGCUAAAUGAGUCACACCCACUUUAUAUAAAACGAGCAGAAUCUCCGCUGGGCAGCGAGAAGUAAGGGGGCGUGGUCUGAGAAGAACUCAGUCAGACGCUACGUUGUAAAAGGUACUAAAAUGUUAAACUAUCCAGGAGUGAGCGUACGAAGGUGCAAAAUUGAUUCCAGAAUUUUACCUUGCUUUUAAGAGAACGGGAUUGGGAUGAGGGUGGAUAAGACUGUUAUAUUUUUUCUAGGAAAGGUUGGGGGAGAACUUUUCCGAUACCUAAAUACUAUUACUGAGGCGAUGGUGAAACCUAUGAGAGGGUAACGGGGUAUGACGAAUGUUUGGCGAGUCAUAUCAGUGCAUAGCGAGCAAAAAUUGUACGAUUGGCCCUUUUGUUCCAGAACCCAGGAAUCGCACGUGCAAUCACUACUUUUGUUAUUUAUUUGUAAAUAGGAACAGAUCGUUUAUUUGACGUUUAUUUACAUUUGAUUUAAUGAUUUAUUAGUUGGGUAGUUUAGGGAAAUAGUUGCAUUUAAAGUUACAUUUACAUUUAAUAUGAAUUUCUUAUUUGAUUGAGUGAAAAUGAUUUCGAAAUUAUUAUGUUUUUCUUAGCUUAUGUGCAACUUUGAUCAGACCGAUUCAAAUGAGUUUUUUUUUUUCAAUUUCUCAUCGUAAAAGGCUGUUCAUCUUCACGCCAGUCUGUCAUGAAAUCGAACUAAAAUGCGUGAUCGUGCUUACCAUAAAAAAAGUUUCCUAAGUUUUGUGGUAAAAUACGCAAAUUUAAAGCGAAGCUUCGAACUGCAAGGCUGGUAGCAGAUCUCUUUUUAGAGACUUGGCCACUAUUUUAAUGUAAGUUUGUAAAUAAUCUCUAUUUUAAAUGUGAGGUCUUAAUUUUUUGUUAUUUAACCAAAAGGUAUCUAAAAUUCUCUGGGGAAAUCAUGUAUUUUUUAUGCAAUUAGCAAUUUUUUCAGUAAUACGGACAGUAAUCCUUGUCGUAAUGUCACGAGUAACAUUUUUUUUAUAUCUUAUACUAUCUUUGAAAAAAAAAUCUGGUCGGAUCUCUAACAAUCCUCCCGAUUUCUGUUUAGUUUCUUGCUUCCUGACAUGAGGUUUAUAAAGUUCCUACUUUUAAGAAACUCAGUCGCUAGCAACCUUGAAUCUAUCUAAGCUCAGCAUGGUCCAGAAUAUCUGCGUUUUGAAAUUUUAAUAAUUUUGCCUGGGCUGUCAUAAAAUGAUUGUCAGUAUGCUUAUACAAUACUUAACUGAGAAGCAUCAUCUGUCCUAGAGAAACUGAAUGCCAAGAAAAAGCAGAUUUGUAUCGGUCUCGUCAAAUUGUAUAAUUUGGAAAAAAAAAAUUGUUUUUUAGACAAAAAAAAAUAUGGAAAAUAAAAAAGAAUAUCAGAAGUCAAUCAACUGAGCGAACAGAUCUAAGUACUAGUCACCCAGACUCGACCGAACAGAAAGUGUCGCUUGAAAUGGAAACAUACAAAACACAAACAUACAUACACACUAUUAAUCUAACUAUAAAUACUACUGCGAGAAAUGAGCCUAAAUAUUGAAGAAGUACACAGCAGACGGAAGCGGCAGAACAACCAUAUAAUUAUAGUAACGUAGUCUAAUCUGAUAGUGCAAAACAGCAGAAUCGUAUGCUUCGACCUUUGAUUGCCAUUCUGGUAACACUCUGAUUGUGCGAUACUUAUUACGAUUAUCCGUAGCUUACCGAACCACGGCAAACAUUUUUCCCCAAUUUAUUAGCGCUAAGUCCAAGUCUGUUGAGGCAAAAGAAAAACUGUUGUAAAAACAAAGAAAAAAAACUUUAACAUAUUAAACGAUUGUUUACUACUUUUAGGAUGAUCUGAUAAAUUCGAAAAUUAUGAAAAAUGGUAUACAAGGAAUCUCUUGAAACGAAAAACGCGAGGUAACAGGUUUGAGGAUUAUUUGAAGUAGCAUGUUAAUUAUGCGUUUUGGUAGGUUAAUAAGUUAGAAAAAAAAACUGUUUCCAAUUAUAAGGGGUUGGUACUCAUGAAAGUCAUAGAAGAAAUGGUAUUUUUAUUGCUUCUUAUUUCUGAAACUAAAAUUUAUUUCAUUUAGAAACAUCUCUGACUUACAACUUACUGUCUGUAAGUCGCAAACGAUAAUAAGACAAGAUAAGCAUAAUACAUAAUACAUCAUACAAUCAGAAGAUUUCGUGGAUGUAUUUGAAAAUAAAAACAUAUAAUAAUAAUUUGAUUCCAAGAAUAUGUAUACCAUUCUAUUUUUUCAAUGAAAUUCGAUGAUUAAAACUGUGAAGCUCCAACUCAUUGCUUUUACAACUUUGGAGUACUACCCCAUUAGCGAAACAAAUGCCAUAUUUAUAUGCAAUAACUAGAAAUGAUGAGUUUAUUCAAUUAUUAAGUUGUAUAUUACUGCA